This is a messenger RNA of Taeniopygia guttata (zebra finch), 1323 nucleotides long. NCBI's taxonomy places the organism in Eukaryota, Metazoa, Chordata, Aves, Passeriformes, Estrildidae. The record is from RefSeq and is a predicted model, not a curated record.
GCUUAUGUUUGGGCACGGGCAGUGUCUGCUUCAGACUCACUCGUGUCUGGACUCCUGGCAAGCGUGCCUGGGAGGACUGGAAGCCUGUGAGGCCAUUGGGAGCUGCUGUCCAGCAACUCUCAGUUCUCAUGCACAAAACAUUGACCGUUUCCUUAGCCCUAUCCGGUUCAGGAAGCUAAGUACUGUGGCUGGUGCUUGCAGCAGCACAGAGUGUCACGCCAACAAAGAAGGAGCAGCUGCUGUCCCCAGCUCUGCUACAACGCAAGCAUGGCCACAGAGUGGAACUGCCCCAUCUGCCGUGACAUUCCAGCUGAAAUCGCUACUGUAACACCCUGCGUCCACCUGUUCUGCCUGGGCUGCAUUGUGCGUUGGGCCAAGAGGCAACCAUCGUGCCCGCUGUGCAGGCAGGCUAUCAGCAGCAUAAUUUACUCUGUUCGGUCCGACGAAGACUUUCUGGAGAUGGUUCUUCCAAGGCCCUCAGAGUCAGCGGCUGCUCAGCAGCAGGAUGAGCAGGAGGCUGCGGAGCCAAUGCCCAGGGCUUACGUAGCUGGCUUCCCACCUCAGGUCUGGGCAAAUUUUUUCCAGGACCACUCAGAAAUCCUCGAGCCCCUGCUGCCCUGGCUGAACCAGGAGCUAUCAGAGCUGCUCAGCACCCGCUGGUGGGAGGUGGCUCUGGCACAGAGUAUCGUUGUAGCCAGUUUGUGCCGCUAUGGGCUGAGUGAGGAGGCCUUGGUCCGGGAGCUGAACCCUCUGCUGCAGGGGCGGACGGCGGCAUUUGUGCAGCGGCUCAUCAACGCUGCCGCUGACAGGUGCCGUGAUGAGGUCCUGCGGCAGAUAAACCUCCUCAACCCCCAGGCUGAGGAGGAGGAGGAGGAGCAGGAGGAGGAGGAGGGUCCCACAGCCAUCACUGAGCCCUCUGCAUCCCCCCAGGGGACUCCCACUCCCAGCCCGGCCUCCUCCAGCAGCUCCGCAGUCUCCAAGGCGCAGGCGGACGUCGGAACGUCGGCAGCCGAGCUCCGCGGGGCCCCCGGGCGCUCUCCCUCCGCGCCCGUCCCUGCGGAGCGGGAGCAGCCCCCGGAGGAGCCCGGCAGCGCGGCAGCAGCAGUGCCCGGCCCCUCUGCCAGGGCCUGCAGCCCCUCCGCUCCUGGCCCCGACAGGGACGGCUCGCCCGCGGGGCCCCGGCGCCCAGCAAAGAGGAGGGCCUCUGGCCCUCAGGACCCUCCCCAGCUCCCCAAGAGGCCGUCCCGCCGGCGGCGGCGCAAGCCAAGAUCCGUUGAUCGUAGAAGGAGGAAAUAAAUAGUUAGUUGUUUGUUUGUUUGUUUG